GCCGAGACUUCCCGUUCUAAGGUACACAGUCAGGAAAUGACAACCUUGCCGGAGGACAGUACUGAUGUGGAGGGCAUUGGACGAGUGGAUCCAAAAUUGAUUGGUUUUGCUAUUGAUUACAAGGAUUUGGGGAGAAUUUUGGUCUCCACCGCCACUGGUUCUGCUGAUUCCCCUUCUGCCGUUGUCAAUGACGGUUGGUCAUCCGGUUGCCAUAACGGUAGUCGUGAGAUGGAUGAUGGUCACCAGGAGUAUUAUUGCAGGUUCAAAGAUGGGACGACGACAAUUCUCGGAUGCCCAAUUUUGAAUAGAAUAAUACGUGAGGUCAUAGUCUUCUCAGUUUCAUUUCAAAAAAAAAAAAACUGUCUUAUUGCCGUGUUCAACCAGACUGCCCUCAUUACCUCAAAACGAGCUUGGAAGUUUUCUGGAUUGGUAUUGCCCACCAUAUGAUUGCUCGAAUUUGCUUGAACAAUCUCAAAAUGAUUGUUGGUUUGAAGGCGCUAUUAGAGGACUUUAGUCGGGUUUAUCAUGAAAACAUAAUUGAUCAUCAACUACUCAUGAGUGAUGGAGUUGCCGUGGAGAGCAUUCGUUGUAACUAUGACAGUGGUUGGAUAAGAUCAUGAUGAAGAUGACCGUUUGGUUGUGUGCAACAAAAGAAACUGAAUUGUAUUGAAGAUGGAAGGCCAACCAUGGCAGUACAACUCACUCAACAAAAAGAAUUUGAAGAGCUAGGAGUUAUUCCUAUUCCUCACUCUGAGGUGUUACAUUCGUCGUCCAUGUGCAAUGUCCAUCUGGCAUCUAGGAGAUUAUAGAUUUUCUUAUGUCGAAAUUAAGAGAAUGAACAUAAAUUAUUGCACCUGAGGGUUUGCACCUGACGCCUGAGGGUGGACUCUACAACAAAUGUUGAGGACCUGAAGGGAAAAAGAAAGAAAAUGGAUUCCUAUUUCAAACACUUAUUUUGUCCCAAAAACAAGCCGGUCACCAGAACUACUACUUGGCCCUUAGUGUUAUUCUAUUUCUGUUCAUUUAAGUCCGGUUGGUGGCAUAUUUGCUUAGAUUGUGAACCGAAAACCGCUUUUCCAGGGGACUCAGAAAUUGUUGAACUCUUUCAGGUUUUUAGGUGUGAUAUCCUCAUCCUAUUAGACUAUUCAUGUUCUCAUAUUUUAAAAAGAUUGUUGACUAAAAAUAUGGCCAUGAAGAAUUAGAAAUCAGUAAAAGCAAAAACAGAUU
Cuscuta campestris is the source of this 1227-nucleotide messenger RNA. NCBI's taxonomy places the organism in Eukaryota, Viridiplantae, Streptophyta, Magnoliopsida, Solanales, Convolvulaceae. The record is from the annotation of a GenBank genome assembly.